AUGAAGCAUAAAAAGCUCAUGAGGGAUACCGAAACCUUUGUUGGCACGGCUAAAAAGUGCAAUUCACCUCUGAUUUGCGAUAAACGCUCGGAAAAGAAAAACCCAGUUAUUAAAUUUCUACAGAAUGUCCAGCCUACAUACCCCAUACUGGACUUCAGCGCCACGGCGGAGCAGGGGGUGCGCCGCACGAUGGAGGACCAAUACGUCAUGCUAGGCGACGGGAUACCUUUCUUUGCCAUCUACGACGGACACGGCGGAACGCAAUGUGCCGAGUACCUGCGCGACCACCUCCACAAGCUCAUCUUAGGCCAUCCUGAGAUCAUGUCGAGCCCAGAAAAGGCUAUCUGCGAAGGGAUAACCAAAGCAGAUCAACAGUUUUUGCAGCGCUGUAAAGAGGAGAACAUCGAAUCUGGCAGCGUAUGCGUUGUCGCACUGUUUAUAAACGGCGACCUUGUGGUCGGCAACGUGGGUGACUGCGAGGCGGUGCUCUGUCGGAGAGGGUCCUUAAGGAUCCUCACCAAGGUGCACAAUCCGAAUCGCAACGCCGCCGAGUUGGAGAGAGUUGCGUCCGCCGGGGGGCGGCUGUUCAACAAACGUUUGGGCCACCCAAAGUUUAAUCCGCGUCUGUGUAGCCUCGCCGUGUCGCGUGCGUUGGGGGAUGCUGGCUUCAAAUUUGAUGACUACACAGGGGGAAUGCCCUCCGGCUUGAUUUCCGACGCAGACACAUUUCGGGUAACUUUGGAACCAGAAGAUGACUUUUUACUCAUAGGAUCUGACGGACUGUGGGAUGUUAUGUCGUAUGAGGAAGCGACGGAAUGUUGCUAUGAGCUUUUAAAAAGAGGAAAAUCUCCAAAGUGCAUUACAGACACCCUUGUUAGCCGGGCGUUGAGCAAGGGAACGACUGAUAACGUUAUUGUGGUGUUUGUGCGAUGCAGUUUGACCCCUUCUAGUACCAUUCCCGACUACUUGACGCAUAGCAGUAUUAAAAACAGGAUUAUCUGA
This is a messenger RNA of Phytomonas sp. EM1, 1002 nucleotides long. Lineage: Eukaryota; Euglenozoa; Kinetoplastea; Trypanosomatida; Trypanosomatidae. The record is from the annotation of a GenBank genome assembly.